Messenger RNA from Adineta steineri, 1539 nucleotides. Lineage: Eukaryota; Metazoa; Rotifera; Eurotatoria; Adinetida; Adinetidae. The record is from the annotation of a GenBank genome assembly.
AUGUGUUCAAAAAUUAACUCUAAACCAUCCAAUGGUUUCAAUCGUAACGAAGAUCCAGCUUUAUUUAAAGCUGCACUUCUUAGUGGUCCACCUGGUAUCGGUAAAACUACAGCUGCUCAACUUGUUUGUGAACAUCUCAAUAUGGAAUAUAUUGAAAAAAAUGCAUCAGAUCAACGUUCAAAAAAAUUAGUAGCUACUUUCUCAAGUGAUUCACAUAGUGUUGCUUCAUUUACUAAUAAAUCAACAAUGUCAAAUUGUGUAUUAAUUAUGGAUGAAGUUGAUGGUGUAGCUGGUAAUGAAGAUCGUGGUGGUAUACAAGAACUUAUUUUACUUAUUAAACGAACUCGUAUACCCAUCAUUUGUAUUUGCAAUGAUCGUCAACAUAAAAAAAUACGUUCAUUAGCUAAUUAUUGUUAUGAUUUACGUUUUUAUCGACCAACUGUACAACAAAUCCGUGGAGCAAUGAUGACAGUUCUUCAUCGAGAAAAUAUUCAUCAAAUAAAACAAGAAACAUUAGAUGAAAUUAUAAAAUCAUGUAAUCAAGAUGUUCGUCAAACGCUUCAUUCAUUGAAUUUAUGGGCAAUUGAAGGUGAAACAAAUCCUAAUGCAGCUAAAAUGAUUAAUAAAUCAGUUAAUAAUAAUCCAUUUGAAUUAUGUCGAGUAUCAUUUUCUGAUGAUUUACGUCAAAAAUCUUUAUCAGAUAAAUUAGACAUAUUUUUCUAUGAUUAUCAAUUAAUGCCAUUAUUAAUUCAAGAAAACUAUUUACAAUGUGCACCAACAUUAUCUAAUUCAGAUAAUCAUAAACAAAAAGUAACUGAUCUUGAACAAUUAAGUUUACUUGCAAAAGCUGCAGAAAGUAUGUGCAUUGGUGAUGUAUGUUCACAAAUGAUCUACAGUAGAAAUGAUAGUUGGUCAUUAUUACCAUAUCAAGGAAUUUUUUCAACUGUUGCACCAUGUUCUUAUGUUCGUGGUCAUUUACGUGGUAUGGUAAAUUUUUCAUCAUUCUUUGGUCAACGUUCUCGCACGAAUAAAAAUGAACGAUUAUUAAAUGAAAUUGAAAAACAUAUUUGUCUGAAAAUUGCAUCUGCAAAUAAACAACAAUUUAAUUUAGAUUAUUUAUCUUAUAUAGCUAAAAUAUUUAUUCAGCCAUUACAAAAAUUACAACAACAAGGAGUUGAACAAUGUAUUGCAUUACUUGAUGAAUAUUAUCUUAAUCGAGAUGAUUUUCAAACAAUUAUGGAAUUAAAUACAUGGGGAAAAACAGGCAAAAAUCCAUAUGAUCAACUUGAUACACAAACAAAAUCUUCAUUAACACGUAUUUAUAAUAAAACUGCGCAUCGAACGCCAUAUGCAGUAAUUGAUAUGAAAAAAUUGAAGAAAUCAAAAGGAAAUUUAGAUGAAGAUGAUGGUGAAGAAAGUGAUGGUGAUGAAGAAGAUAAAGAAAAUGAAGAAGAAGGCGAUUUGGAACAAGAUGCAAUGAUAAAAAUGGCUAAAAAACGUGCCGCAAAACCUGCUGCCAAAAAACCUAAAGGAAAAUAG